CGGCCCGAGGGGAGGGGGCUCCGCGCCGGCCUGAGGGCGCACUUUGGUCAAAAAGAAGAAAUAACCACUAACAGCUGAAACAUACAGAUUGUCUCUUCCACUCUGGCUAGGCAGGAACAAUGGAGACAUCUGAUGGAGAAAGUUUGGGUGUAGCCACCUCCACCACUUCUGAUGAGUUUGAUGCAGUUGUUGGCUAUCUGGAGGAUAUCAUAAUGGAUGAUGAUUUCCAGUUAAUACAGAGGAAUUUUUUGGAGAAGCACUACCAGGAGUUUGAUGACUCAGAAGAAAACAAGCUUGUCUAUACAGACAUCUUUAAUGAAUAUAUCUCUUUAGUAGAGAAAUACAUUGAAGAGAAGUUGCUUGAUCGGAUUCGUGGGUUUGAUAUGGUUGCUUUCACAGUGUCAUUGCAACAACACAAAGAUGAAAUGCCAGGUGAUAUAUUUGAUCUGCUUCUCACAUUUACAGACUUUCUGGCUUUCAAAGAAAUGUUCUUGGAAUACAGAGCUGAAAAAGAAGGUCGAAGUCUGGAUUUAAGCAGUGCGUUAGUGGUGACUUCAUUAAACCAUUAAACAAGUCA
This is a messenger RNA of Pseudopodoces humilis (Tibetan ground-tit), 577 nucleotides long. It is a transcript of the gene ARL2BP, whose product is annotated as ARF like GTPase 2 binding protein. Gene Ontology annotation, biological process: maintenance of protein location in nucleus; positive regulation of tyrosine phosphorylation of STAT protein. Gene Ontology annotation, cellular component: mitochondrial intermembrane space. NCBI's taxonomy places the organism in Eukaryota, Metazoa, Chordata, Aves, Passeriformes, Paridae. The record is from RefSeq and is a predicted model, not a curated record.